Mirounga angustirostris (Northern elephant seal) is the source of this 6211-nucleotide messenger RNA. RefSeq names its product ecto-NOX disulfide-thiol exchanger 2 (gene ENOX2). Gene Ontology annotation, biological process: ultradian rhythm. The transcript has 19 exons. The record is from RefSeq and is a predicted model, not a curated record. NCBI's taxonomy places the organism in Eukaryota, Metazoa, Chordata, Mammalia, Carnivora, Phocidae. Gene Ontology annotation, molecular function: RNA binding; oxidoreductase activity. Gene Ontology annotation, cellular component: plasma membrane; external side of plasma membrane. Bases 534 to 2507 code for a protein of 657 amino acids.
CACUGAAGCAGUCGCGAUGUGGGUGAGAGUCCAGCCCUGGGCCUGAGUGCCGGGCCUAAGCCGGCUAGCGCAAGGCGGGGAGUUGAGAAGACAGUUGCGUGGCGUGGGGCGCCGCGAGGGCGCUGUGCUCUCAGAAGCUGUUACGCCGGCCCGAUUUUCCGCGGCUGUAUAAGGAGUAGCCCUUCGGUAGCCGGAGAGCUGGAGGGGAACCUGAUUUGGGAUCAUUUCUUGGAGAACACAAAGAAGUGUGGUGGUAUGUUCCAGUGUUGUGAUUAAGCAUGUAUACUCUGGAGCCAGACCGCUUGGAUUUGGAUUCUAGCUCCACCCCUUCCCAGCUGUGUGACCUUGAGAUUGAACCAGCUGCCCUUUGACCCUGCCAACAACAACGAACCCCUGCAGUUUGGUAGUGCCAGUGGCCCUCUGGUCACAGAAGGCCUCAUUGAGAAUGGAGGGGAGUCCAGCAAGAAAAGAAAGAGAACAAAUGCUCCUUCAGAAAUGACUAGAGGGCUAAGUCCACGGUGCAGUACUACACAAUGCAAAGAGAUUUUAUUUGGCUGUGGGUCUAUGAAAUAGGCUUUGCAGCUGAUAAUAGUAGAACUCUGAAUGUGGAUUCCACUGCAAUGACGCUACCUAUGUCUGAUCCAACUGCAUGGGCCACAGCAAUGAAUAAUCUUGGAAUGGCACCACUGGGAAUCGCUGGACAACCAAUUUUACCUGAUUUUGAUCCUGCUCUUGGAAUGAUGACUGGAAUUCCACCAAUAACUCCAAUGAUGCCUGGCUUAGGAAUAGUACCUCCUCCAAUUCCACCAGAUAUGCCAGUAGUAAAAGAGAUCAUACACUGUAAAAGCUGCACGCUUUUCCCUCCAAAUCCAAAUCUUCCACCUCCUGCAACUCGAGAACGACCACCAGGGUGCAAAACAGUAUUUGUGGGUGGCCUUCCUGAAAAUGGGACAGAGCAGAUCAUUGUGGAAGUGUUCGAACAGUGUGGAGAGAUCAUUGCUAUUCGGAAGAGCAAAAAGAACUUUUGUCACAUUCGCUUUGCUGAGGAAUACAUGGUGGACAAAGCCCUUUAUCUUUCUGGUUACCGCAUUCGCCUGGGCUCUAGCACUGACAAGAAGGACACAGGCCGGCUCCAUGUUGAUUUUGCACAGGCUCGAGAUGACCUGUAUGAGUGGGAAUGCAAACAGCGUAUGCUCGCAAGGGAGGAGCGCCACCGCAGAAGGAUGGAAGAAGAAAGAUUGCGCCCACCAUCCCCACCACCAGUGGUCCACUAUUCAGAUCACGAAUGCAGUAUUGUUGCUGAAAAACUAAAAGAUGAUUCCAAAUUCUCAGAAGCUGUACAGACCUUGCUCACCUGGAUUGAACGAGGAGAGGUGAACCGUCGCAGCGCCAACAACUUCUACUCUAUGAUCCAGUCAGCCAACAGCCACGUUCGCCGCCUGGUGAACGAGAAAGCUGCCCAUGAGAAAGACAUGGAAGAAGCAAAGGAGAAAUUCAAGCAGGCCCUUUCUGGAAUUCUCAUUCAAUUUGAGCAGAUAGUAGCUGUGUACCAUUCUGCCUCCAAACAGAAGGCAUGGGACCAUUUCACAAAAGCCCAGCGUAAAAACAUCAGCGUUUGGUGCAAACAAGCUGAGGAAAUUCGCAACAUACAUAAUGAUGAAUUAAUGGGAAUCAGGCGAGAAGAAGAAAUGGAGAUGUCCGAUGACGAAAUAGAAGAAACCACAGAAACAAAAGAAACUGAGGAAUCAGCAAACCAGGGAGAGAAUUACCAGAAGGGAGAUAAAAAUACCAGCCAAAAGACCAGUAUUUUCAGCAAUGAAGGAGAGUUUCCGUUUGCUCCACAUCCUUGUCAGCACUUGGUGGUGUCAUUGCUUUGGAUUUUGGCCAUUCUAAUAGUAUCACAGGCAGAAGCUCUGAAGGAAGAAAAUGACAGCCUCCGUUGGCAGCUCGAUGCCUAUCGGAAUGAGGUAGAAUUGCUCAAGCAAGAACAAGGCAAAGCCCCCAGAGAAGACGACCCAAACAAGGAACAGCAGCUGAAACUCCUGCAGCAAGCCCUGCAAGGAAUGCAACAGCAUCUACUCAAAGUCCAAGAGGAAUACAAAAGGAAAGAAGCUGAACUUGAAAAAGUCAAGGAUGACAAGUUGCAGGUGGAAAAAAUGUUGGAAAGUCUUAAAGAAAAGGAAAGCUGUGCUACUAGACUGUGUACAUCGAGCCAGGACAGUGACUACCCUCUUGAGAAGACCCUGAACAGCAGCCCUAUCAAAUCUGAACGUGAAGCACUGCUCGUGGGGAUUAUUUCCACAUUUCUUCAUGUCCACCCAUUUGGAGCAAGCAUUGAAUACAUCUGUUCCUACUUGCACCGUCUAGAUAAUAAGAUCUGCACCAGCGACGUGGAGUGUCUCAUGGGCCGGCUGCAGCACACCUUCAGGCAGGAAAUGACCGGGGUCGGAGCCAGUCUGGAGAAGAGGUGGAAGUUCUGUGGCUUCGAGGGCCUGAAACUGACCUGAAUGCCGCGGCCUUACAGCCUGGGCUCCUGCAGAGAAAUGUGCGGUGGACGCGCUGAGAAAGUGAUUUGUAUUCUCAAUGGUUUUCAAGUGGGAAGUGCUUUAAAUUUGCAGGUCCUUCCCGGGAUAUCUUUUGAGUUAAAAUAAGGAUCCUAGAGCAGCACCUCAAGCUACAGGCCCUAAAAAGACACGGACUCAGACCCUCAAGCGCUGUAACUUGCUCCCUUUCUGUCAGUGGCUUGUCUCUUUUAUUAGUGAUAUUGAAAAAGGCCUGAGGCUAAAGAGUAUUUGGGGUGUUUUCAGUGUCUGUACUACUGUUGUAGAGUUUGGUAUUUUUUUAAACACUGUUAAUUGAAAUGUUUUGAUGAUUUGUAUGUGAUUUGUGUUUCAAAACUUCUCUUCACGUUAAUGUUGCUACUGGUGAGAGGAAUGAGAGGAGCACUAGGUACUCCAUAACUGACGUGGUCUUUCCAAUCCCCAGUAAGCCAGUAAAUGAAUAACACAGCGUCUUCUAGAAGGUGCCUGACCAGGCUCCCCUUUUAAAAGACAAAGCAUGGUUUGUAGCUUUUUGCAAAAUUACUGUGAACCAAAAGUUGACAAAUGUUCUGAAGUUAUUUUCUCUAAUAUAUCAGAUUAAAAACAUCUAGAUGUAUUCGCAGAAAGCAAGUGUCCAGUAUGACUGGCAUGUGUAUGUGCUAUUCAGAAUCACCUUAUAAAUAGUCUGCGUUUAAAGGAGGGCAUGUUUAGUUUUCUAUGAAUUAAAACACACGUGUGCACAUGUGCACAUGCACGUACACACACGUUAGCAGAAGGGAUUCGUUUUAAUAUGCCUUCCCUCUGGCCUUCUUACGAAGUCUGUUGGUCCCUUUUCUUCUGCCAUCAGUGUGUUGAAUUGCAAACCAUGUACCGCUGUAAAUACUAUGUUCACUUCAAGCUGAAUGUUUGCAAACAGUUCGUAUGAGUAUUAGUAGAAAACUCUUGGUAAUGAAUGAGCCUGGGUGUGUGAGGCUUCCUGCAAAUUGCUCAGCUCCUCCUGGAGCGCCGAUGGCCGUGGGCACCUCCAGUUCUAUGGUGCCCUCCAGCAGAUUGCAAUGGCAGAGUGUACGUGGACCAGUCAGGAAGUCCUGCUUGAUGGAAACGAAAGAGAAAGGAUGAGGAUUUAGGGCUAAUAUCCUGAGGCACAGAUGAUCUUUUCUUCUGUGGUGUUGCUGGUGUUUAUAGUAACACAAGCAUGCCCUCCCUUGAGUCUUCAUUCAGAAUAAAAGAAUGUACUAAGUAAGCAAAGCCAAUGAAGAGUAUUUCAGGAAAAUACUUUGUAAAUGAGAUGUCUGUAGUGUGUUCAAAGUUGUAUUUUUCAAAGAUAAAUAUUCCUUUUUUAUACCUCAGUUUGGUGUUCUGUUUUGAAUUACUUGCUCUCUAAUCCUUUAGUGAAUCAUCUCGAUUUCUUCUUUGGAGUACCAGGAUGUUGAAAGAAGAUGCUAAACCUUCGCCUUGACAACUAGAAAUAGGGCCCCACAGCAGCUCAGUCACGCAUAAAGCUGGCUUCCCCCUGAAGCACCCAGCUGUGGCACGAGCAGGGAGCUGGGGUUAUUUUUACUCUAGCCUCCUCCCUGAAGCAUCCUCCCUGUCAUCAGCGCUAUAGAAGCCUUUGAUUUGUCAAUCUCAGAGGUCCUGGAAUGCCUUAUUUUAAUAAUAUCUCUGAAAUCAAGGGAAAUUUGCCACUUAUCAAUUAUUUCUUAUUUAAAUAAGUUAAAUACCAUGACAUUUUAAAACAACAAAUUUUAAAAGCAACAACUGUUACACCCAGGCCCCUUGCUGUCCUUCACUUAAUCUACUUGUGCUAUAAAUGGUCUCUUCCUAUUAUUCCCGCCCAUUUAGUCUAAGUGUACUCCUCCCAGCCUGCUUGAACACACUGGUUGUGAGGGUUAAGUUCGUGUGUCAAGUUGGCUAGGCUAUAGUGCCCAAUUGCUUAAUCAAACACCAGUCUAGAUGUUGCUGUGAAGGUAUGUUUGAAAAAAUAUCAUUAACAUUGAAACUGUAGACUGAAUUGAAGCAGAUUGUCCUCCAUAAUGUGGCUGGGACUCAUCUAAUCCAUUAAAGACCUGAAGUCCUCUGAGGAGAGAGAAUUGUGCCUCCAGAUUGCCUUUGGAUUCACGACUGUAGCAUUAACACCUGCCAGAAUUUCCAGACUGCUGGCUGGCCCCACAAAUUUCAAAUUUUCCAGCCCCCACAAUCACAUGACCCAAUUCCUUACAAUAAAUCUGUGUGUGUGUGUGUGUGUGUGUAUACAUCCCACUGGUUCUGUAUCUUUGGAGAACCCUGACUACUAUGCUAGUCCAGAGUUGUGUCAUAAUAUGUAAAAAUAAAAUCCAUUUGCAUUAUAUUACAUAAUCAUAUUGCAGCACAUGCCAUCUCACAAUUCUUUCCAUCCAUCAUAGAAAUAUAUUAAUGGAGCUAUUUUGCCUUAUAAAUGCUCAGUGCUAUUUAUUCUAAUUGUUCUGUUAUUCUGCCCAAAUUUUGAAAUAUUACUGUUUUGUUAUUUUUAGGAGCUCCAAUAGUUAGAGAUUCCAGAUAAUAAUGAAUAGAAGCAUUUUUUAAUUUUACAAAUGGUUGUUUUAUCUCUCUUCCUAGUCUGUCUGACAUCUCUAGUUCUGGUUCUUUAAUAUUACCAAGUUGCUUGUUAAAUGUCCUCAGUGAAAAUGAGAUCGUUUUUGGAGCAAACUAAGCACUUAACUGUGUUCUACUUAAUUGGGCCCCAAACUGUGUUUUUCAUAGAAUGCAGGAUAAACUAUAUCCCUUGAAAAUACAGCAGAGAUGUACAAGACCUUUGACUCACCUGCUGGAACUGGGUAAGCCCUUGGGAUUCUUAGCUGUCUUAGACAGUCUCUCAAAUAGACCCAGAUUCACUAUUCACCACAAUUGCUACCAUCUGCUGAGCACCUCUUAUGCUGUCCUGCUGCCUACAGUCACUUCUUGCCUGUGUGUCAAGUUACACGGACACAGUGAGAGCUUCAAUUUCCUUAUGGGUAAAUUUAAGGAGAAAUAGUACCUGUCUGAGAGUGGUGGUAGAGUCAUCAAGAUAGUAUGUGCAAAUUGCCCAACCAGUGCCUGGACCAUAAUGAGUUCACAAUAAAGAGUUAUGAUUAUGAUUAUGAUUAUGAUUCAGCCAAAAUAAUUAUAAGCUAUGACCUUACCCUCACUUUAAGAAAAAUGCUUUUGUGUUCACACCUAGAACUGUGGAGCUACAUCAUGUUGCGGGGCCUCGAGAAGGGAAACCUAGCUGUACGAAGGUAUUCCAAACAUUUAUUCAGGCCCAGGCACCCUGCCAGGCAUUAUGUAGUACAAAAGGAGUAUGCCUGGUGCUUGCCCUCAAGGAGUUAGAAGAGUAGGCUUUAACACACUGGACUUAAAUCCUUCACCCUGUAGCCAAGACCAUAAAAGCUCAGCAUGAAAAGUAUUCAGUGUUGGCCAACUGUCAAUGGUGUGAAUAAGGUGGUAAUGAUGGCUCACUCUUGAGACCUGAAUUAUUAUUCUCUGUGCCCCAAUGCACCCCCCCAUAUCCAGUCCCAGAGUGUAAAUUCUAGGAGAGAAUGGUUCUCAUUUGUUCACUGUCACAUCCCCAAACCUGGUGCACUGUAGGUGCUCAGUAAAUGUUUGUUAAAUGAGUAUUUGUGUAACACUCUAUACAAACUACAUUCAUAUGCACU